Cuscuta campestris is the source of this 1071-nucleotide messenger RNA. The record is from the annotation of a GenBank genome assembly. Lineage: Eukaryota; Viridiplantae; Streptophyta; Magnoliopsida; Solanales; Convolvulaceae.
GCCAGCACUUAGCAACCAUCAGUUCGGCGAUCUUAUCGCCUCAGAACUCUCCGGCUCCAUACUUCUUUAGCUUCUCUAUCGUGACCACAACCGCCGGAGGAGGAAGAGGAAUAUGUGGUGGUACAUACGGCCCCGGCAUAUGCUGGAGGAGGUUAAGCAUGUUGGUCGCCAACUGCGGCUAGAGGAUAAGGAUCGCCUGAGCUGCAGCUAUCGGUUGCGGAGCCUAUGGCUCCAAGACCUGCUGCUGAGUUUUCAAAACUCAAAAGCAGAUCUAUCUCUUCACUUUCUUCUUCUCAGUUCUCAUACGUAUCUCUUCACCUUCUUCUUCUCAGCCUCUGCCAAUUUUGUUGCUCUCUCGAUUUCAUCUUCCCUCUUCUUAUUUUGCAUUGGAGUCAAUAGAAGAGCUAAAUUGCGUGCUUAUUUUUCGUUAAGGAUUCAAGUCUAUGGAGGAAGAUUUGCCCACUGCUCAUUUGGAGGUUCCCAAGCUUACUCCCGUCACUCAAACUGUAAGAAGUAAACAAGAUAAGGCUUGGGAUUAUUGUAUUGAAGCUAAGGAUGAUAGAGAUAAAAAAGUGUUAAUUUGUACUUUUUGUCAAAAAAAUUUCAAAGGAGGGGGGAUUAUUAGAGUGAAACACCAUUUAGGCUAUGUUCCGUUCAACUUAUUUUUUCUUAUUUUUUCUUAUUCUUAUUAAAAUCAGAUCAGAUCAAAUCCAAUCAGAUCAGACCAGAUCAGAUCGGAUCAGAACUACAAAAAAUGUGAUCAGAUCAGAAAAAAUAAGUUGAACGGAACAGGGCCUUAGCCGGAAAAUGGGGUAGUGUUGACGCUUGUAGGAAAGUCGAUGCCACGGUUAAGGCUCUUAUCCAAAAACAAUUAGAGGAGAAUGUGCAAAAGGCUCGAGAAAAAAAAGGGAUAUUUGAAACAAUUGAUGGUGAUGUUAAUCCUUCUCUUGUUAGAGAUGUGGGUACUUCUUCUCAAGGGGUCAAGAGAAAAGCUAGUUCAGAAUUAGAAAAAUAUUUUCAAGCGGGAACUAGGGAUUCUUCUCAAAUCACCAUUAAAACUGCUUUACAAAU